GAGAUUUUGUUGCGUUUAGCCCAAAUGAAUUCAAUAAAUUGUUUGACACUUGGCAUUUGGCAUGAAGUUGUCGUUGCCAACUGUUCGAAUGUUGCCAAAUGUCACUGUAGUGUUUUCAUUGUCUUUUCAUAAACAAAUCGAAACAAUUUUUUCUUACCUCAACCAAAAAUGAGUUCACCGGCAAUCAUUGAUUUUCGACCAAGUCAUAUUUGCUUGGAAUUGUAAGACAUUCAAUUGUCUUUUGAUUCGAUAUUCAAAUUGUGUACUAAAUAUUUCAAGUAAUUAAUACAAAUGGUCAUUAUCAUAAUUGAAUUCAAACAACGGGACUUUUUGCCAAGCUCAUUUGAAAACAGCUUUCAUUAACUGAAACCUUGCGAUAAUUGUGAUGGAUGGUCUUUUUUGUGAAACGAUAAUUUUAUAAGUCAAUUUGAACAAGUAGCAAUUGAUUAUCGAUUGAAUUUGUUAGCAUUCGAAAUACAACAGAGAUUACAUAAUAUGAAGAACAGCUAAGAUUUUCAGAAGCGAUUUCUGCUACCCCGAUAUGUCAUGAGGAAAAUAAUAUUUCUUGUCGUGAAAAAUGAAAAUAAAUUUAAAUUUCAAUUGGCGUUUGUUUUGGAAUAACAAGAUGAGACAUAGGUCCCAUGCAGAAUCGGAAAAAAUUGGCCCAAGGCUUUGAUACUUACAUUUUUUCGAAAAUGUCAUCGACACCGUAAUGUUUCUUGAUAUUAAAUCACUUGAAUGACUACUGUCCCCCGCCAUAGAGAUUUUAGCAUACACGCACAUGCACUUUAUGGAAAAUUGUCAUUUUUCUUCCGAAUAAUGUCUAGAAUAUUUGUUCAAACAGUUGAAAUAGAGUGAUUUUUACGUUUAGACGGUCAAAAUGAUGCGUGUAUUAGAAACAAUUUAUUUUGGAGAUUUGUUUCUCGAAUCUAUGAAACGAGUAAAACACGUAAUUGUUUUAAUUACGUAUGUUAUUCCCAUAAUAUUCGCAAGCUUGUAUUUCGUUCCGAUUCUCAUUUGGCCAUCACAACGGUACUAUAUACAUGCAACUCCAUUUCAGUUAUUUUGGUUUUUGACUGUAUCUAUCACAGCAUUUAUUUUGAUAUUUGUGGAAGCGUAUGGAAAAAAAAUUAAAAUGUACAAAUAUUAUUAUUGUGCCACCUGGUUUCUUUAUGAAUUUAUCUGGUGUUUAUCAAUUUAUGCGUAUUUUGAUUCCGUAAUUAAUCAUUGGUCUACUGAACAGUGUACAAAAAUGCUGCUACCAAUGAUUUUUAAAAAGUUUGGUGUUUUGGAUCUUUUUCAUUUUCUAUUUGCUUCGAUUGUUCUUUGUUUACAUUGGACACACACUUCAUUUAUCCAUAUCUCGUUGUCUCUGGGCAAACUUGUCGUUAAAGAACCAAAAAGAACUCAAUAUGUACAACUUGUUUUUGUGAUUUUGUCAAUUUUAACAAUUAUACCGCCAAUAUUCUUCUUGUUGUCUCUCAAUCAUGAAAAAUUGUAUUAUAUACAAUUAUUUGUAUUAGUACAAGAAAAAUGUUCAGUUUUAUUGUGCUCAUCCACUCUUAUGGUGUCCUUCAAUAUCUAUUAUAAUUUGAAGGAAGAUAUGAAUCCAUUUGGUAGUAUAUUAAGCGGAUAUGGAUUUUCAAUUUUUUCCGAACUAUUUCUAUUGUGGUUCCUGUUUAUUUUGGGAAAAAAAGACAUAAAUUAUUCCCACUUAAUCUGGUCUUGGAUUUCUUACUUCGCUAUAGGUCGCCAAGCGUUCUUGGAUAUGGAAAUUAAUCCUCAGAAAUAUAAAGAUUACUCCGAAAAAAAAAUCAUGAAUUCUAAUACAAUACAGAUGUCUGAGCCGCUGCAAUCUUCAUCUAUGUGUGUUUGACUAUCCCAAAAAAGUACAAAUUUUGAGGGGAUCAAGCGGUUCUCAUCAGAGAGACUCAAAUGUCAAAUGUGAGUAAUCGUCUGCGCCACCUCCAAUUAGUUCGGGAAAACAAAUUUAGUUCUUUUGCAUUGAUUCACCUUCUGACCAGUGCGAUACGUAUAUCAGUCGAAUGAAAAAAAUGCAUAAAGCGUAUAUGCAAUUAUGCAUGCAUCUGAGUAUAGCCGCGCUAUUGUUGAUGUUUUUUCACCUUUUUUCGUUUCUAUGCUACAGAACCAAAUUUUGUUUACAAAACUAAUUAGAGAUAGCGCGGACGAUUGAAACUCGCAUAAUAAGUUACCCACUUGGGAUAGUCCGGUGUUUGUGUGUGUUUGUUAAAAAUAGGAUUUUACCACCAAAACUAAGAAAUAUUUGGAUAAAAUAAAUACAAAGAAAUA
Molecule: messenger RNA, 2310 nt
Organism: Contarinia nasturtii (swede midge)
Lineage: Eukaryota; Metazoa; Arthropoda; Insecta; Diptera; Cecidomyiidae
Exons: 8
Coding region: 881-1876 (331 amino acids)
Source: RefSeq, a predicted model, not a curated record